AUGUCAGCAGAUGAAUACCUGAAAGAUUGCUUACAACUGAAACAACCUUCUGAAGACGAUGAUCAACAUGCAAAAUCUUAUAACAGAACCAGACAAUGCGUCGUUAAAUACUUCCCAGUAAAAACAUGUUUCACUUUUGAUAGACCAGGAAACAGGGACGUAUUGAGAGAAAUGGAUACAGCACAGGAGAAAGACCUUAGCAAAACUUUCUUGGCGGAUACGAAGGCGUUCCUGAGUUACGUGUAUAAGGCAAAACCCAAACGAAUGCUUCACAGCAAGUCUAUCAAUGGUGCAAUUUUCGCAGAUCUUCUUCAAUCAUACGUUAAAGAAAUACAAAGUGGAAAAGUACACGAUGUCGAUGAUGCAUUUACAGUAGCCGCUAACAACGAAAAUGAAAGAAUGAUGGAGAAGGCAAUUGAGAUUUUCAAGGAAAAACUCCAAUCGUUGGAACUACCAAUGCUUAAAGUGAAGACAUUUGGUGACAAAUAUUUGGAGAUUCAACGUGUAUCGCUUACAGUGUUCGGGCAUAAGUCAGUAUUCAAUGCCGAAAGAUUCAUUGGCAUGGCAAAAAGUGUAUCUAUAAGACACAGACCUUACUUUAUGAAGUGUGAAUCAUGA
Mercenaria mercenaria is the source of this 618-nucleotide messenger RNA. RefSeq names its product guanylate-binding protein 1-like. The transcript has 3 exons. The record is from RefSeq and is a predicted model, not a curated record. Bases 1 to 618 code for a protein of 205 amino acids. Gene Ontology annotation, molecular function: GTPase activity; GTP binding. Lineage: Eukaryota; Metazoa; Mollusca; Bivalvia; Venerida; Veneridae.